Python bivittatus (Burmese python) is the source of this 2437-nucleotide messenger RNA. RefSeq names its product msh homeobox 2 (gene MSX2). The record is from RefSeq and is a predicted model, not a curated record. Gene Ontology annotation, biological process: regulation of transcription by RNA polymerase II; embryonic morphogenesis. Gene Ontology annotation, molecular function: RNA polymerase II transcription regulatory region sequence-specific DNA binding; DNA-binding transcription factor activity, RNA polymerase II-specific. Lineage: Eukaryota; Metazoa; Chordata; Lepidosauria; Squamata; Pythonidae. Gene Ontology annotation, cellular component: nucleus.
GAGGAGGAGGAGGAGGAGAAGAAGAAAGAGGCGACGGCGGAGGCGGCUGCUGCUCCGGCGGCGGCGAGACGCAGGGCGGCUGCUUCUCUACGCAGGGAUCUUUGUGAAGCUGCGCCGAGAUGUCUUCUCCUUCCAAAGCUAAGGAGGUUUUCUCCUCGGACGAAGAGGGCCCCGCUGCUGGGGCCGAGGAUCACCACAAAGUCAAGGUCUCCAGUUUGCCGUUCAGUGUGGAAGCGCUUAUGUCCGACAAAAAGCCGCCCCGAGAGGCGAGCGGAAGCCUUGAAGGGGCUGGCUUGGGUACUUCCAGGAACCUGCUCUUGCCCACUCACGUCUCCAGGGAAGCUCCCAGCCCCGGCGGGCUUACAAAAACCUUCGAGACCUCGUCGGUGAAGUCCGAAAACUCCGAGGAUGGCUCGUCCUGGAUCCCAGAGGCCGGCAGAUACUCCCCUCCCCCAAGACACCUGAGUCCCACAGCCUGUACACUAAGGAAACACAAGACCAAUCGGAAGCCUCGAACACCUUUCACAACUUCCCAGCUGCUAGCUUUAGAGCGCAAAUUCCGUCAGAAGCAGUAUCUAUCUAUUGCUGAAAGGGCUGAAUUCUCAAGCUCCCUCAAUCUUACAGAGACCCAGGUCAAAAUAUGGUUCCAGAACCGGAGGGCCAAGGCAAAGAGACUGCAGGAAGCAGAGCUGGAGAAGUUAAAAAUGGCAGCGAAGCCCAUGUUGCCAUCUGGCUUCAGCCUCCCUUUCCCUAUCAACUCGCCUCUCCAGGCAGCCUCUCUCUAUGGAACGUCCUAUCCCUUUCACAGACCUGUGCUUCCUAUCCCACCUGUAGGACUCUAUGCUACUCCUGUGGGAUAUAGCAUGUAUCACUUAUCGUAAGAAGAUCAGAAAGUGAUGACAUGGUAUCUGACUAUCUGAUGGAGUGUACUCAGUUAAAGACUGCCGUACAGAACUGUGACUGGUCAUUUUUCGCCUACUUGUAAUGUGCCUUAUCAAAUAUAUAGGAAUUUGAACUCAGAACCUGUAUUCCGCAACUUGGGAACCAACCAAAUGUGAGCUCAGCAUCUAGAAUCUGAUCCUGAAACCAAGUUUUUUUGAACAUACAGACUUAAACGAAUAUAGUUUAUUUAUAUACUGCACAGGGGAGGGGGAUUAAAUUGAUAACUCUUCCCAGGAAAAUAUAUGAUUUAAUUAUCAGCCUCCCUAAUGUUCCCAGUGAACCAGCGGAAUAUCAUCACAUGCACACACACACUCAGACACACACAGAGAUCUUGAAAGUGAGGAACUUGCAGUCUUUUCUUAUGCCUGUUUACUCAGAAGGAAUACACCUCACUUUGUUCAAUGGUACUUAUUCCCAGCGUGGUGUGUGCGCGCGUACGUAGGUAAAAAUGCACAUGUAUUCUUUGACUGAGUGAGGAAGCUUAAACAUAUAGAUGAGCUUUAUUUAUAAAACCAACUUCAGAAAUAAAAGUUGACACUGAGUUGGUUUCUAUAUUUCUCUUUGGAUCCUACACUGCACUCCAGUCCUGGAAACUGAAAUGCAAGGAACUGGAAUACUUCAGAUGCAGAAUGGUGGAUUGGGUGGACUGUUGAUCUGAUCUGGCAAAGCAAGUUUUCCAUCUUAGAAUACAUUCCUUUACAAAAUUCCAUACUGGAAUAUUUCCUGUAGAGUGGCACCCGUGAAAUGGGAUUACCCCAUUUCUAUCCUGUAAAGGAUUCCUACAGAUGUGAGUUUUGCCAAUUUUUUGUUUGCAGUUUAUUCUUGUUUGUAAGGCAGCAUUAGGAGGGGUACAGGGGUGUGCCAUGGCAGAAGGGAGCCUGAGAAGUUUCUUACAGAUUUGUCUUGAUCCCAGUUGCCCUUGUUCAUUUAAUCAUCAUUUAAGUCAAGUCUGUGUUCAGUUGAUAUUUUGAUAUCAGGAACAAACCAGUUAGAGAUACGAAAAGAAAAUAUAUAGUUGUGCAUAUGUGCAGAGAGAUGUUAAAACCAGAGUUGUUUUGUGUUGCAGAGUUGUUUUGUGUUUAUUACAAUAAUCUUGUGCUUUAACCAUUAUUAGCUUGUAAAAAUGAAUUAUGCUUAAAUGGGUCUUGACACACCCACAGAUCCAGAGGAUGAAACAGAAUAGUGCCACCCACUCUAAAGACAGGACAGCUCCCCUAUCUUUGAUUUAUUUUAGAGGAGGGCAGGGAGGAAAGAGUUCUUAGCAUACAUGGUACUAUAUAACCCAUUGUUUUAAUUAUGUUAUUAUUACUAUGGCUAAACUUUGUGGUCUAUAGAGGAGGCAGGUUGCUGAAGACAAGACAUUUCCAAGGUGUGUUUUUAGUAUGUCCUAAAGAGUGAGAAGGAAUCUGCUCUGCUACAGGCUGCGUUGUGAAUCCUUGUCUAUUAGUUCAGUGUUGGCCUUUUACCCACCCAUCCCCAGCCUAUGAAAAUCCCU